GCCGCCUCAAGGACUGCACGCAACCUGAUCAACAGCUGCUUGCCAUUUAGAGCUUUUGAGAAUGCUUUUUGAUUCCGCUCGAUAGCAGAGUUUGUAAAAACAAUGCAGUCCCGAAUAAGACUCGAAAUUUGACAACGCUUGGACCUUAAACGUAUUGUCUCCUUUGGAAGAUGAAGUAAUCCGGUUGGGUUUGCGUAAUGUUGAAACCUUCUUUCUCCCCGUUACUCCGUCAACAUCUGGAUUAACCAUUUGAAGUCAACGGUCCAGAAAUAAUUCAUUUUGAAUCUAUUAUCUUGUUCGUGGGCUCUCACGAGUGUCCUGGACUGUAAUUUUGGGGAUGACUUUUCGGACGAGUUUUGCACAUAUAUUAUGCAGUCUUUAGGAUGGGUGCGAACAAUGGGAAACAGUACGGGAGCGAAGGCAAAGGGAGCUCCAGCAUCUCUUCUGACAUUAGUUCAAGUACGGAUCACACACCGACUAAAGCUCCAAAGAAUGUAGCUACCACCGAAGGCUCCGACCCGAGCGUGCGGACCCUAAGCACCCCCAGCCCUGGCCUCAUCCUGCCCCCCUCCCACUCCCCCUUAGCCCUCCCCAGCAAUGGCCAUGAGUCCACCUCCUCCUCCUCCUCCACCCCAGCAGAAACAGUUGCCAUGGUGCAUUCCCAGCCGGGCCAGCACACACGCACCCGCCAAUCAAAAGGCCACCACCACGCCGCCAUCGACCUCCUCCCCGACCACAUCCUCCUGCAGAUCUUCAGCCACCUGCCCACCAAUCAGCUGUGCCGCUGCGCGCGGGCGUGCCGCCGCUGGUACAACCUGGCGUGGGACCCUCGCCUGUGGGCCACGGUCCGCUUGACCGGGGAGCUGCUCCACGCCGACCGCGCCCUCAGGGUGCUGACUCACCGGCUGUGCCAGGACACCCCCAACGUGUGUCUGACCCUGGAGACGGUGGUGGUUUCUGGCUGCAGGAGGCUCACCGACCGGGGCCUGCACAUGGUGGCCCAGUGCUGCCCGGAGCUGCGGCGCCUGGAGGUGGCCGGUUGCUACAACAUCUCCAACGAGGCCGUCUUCGAGGUGGUGUCCCGCUGCCCCAACCUGGAGCACCUCAACCUCUCAGGCUGCUCCAAGGUGACCUGCAUCAGCCUCACCCAGGAGGCCUCAGUCCAGCUGCCCCCCCUACACGGCCAGCAGAUCUCCAUCCACUUCCUGGACAUGACCGACUGCUUCUCCCUGGAGGACGAGGGCCUGCGCACCAUCGCCUCCCACUGCCCGCGCCUCACCCACCUCUACCUGCGGCGCUGCACGCGGCUGACGGACGACGCGCUCCGCCACCUGGCCCUCCACUGCCCCUCGGUGCGCGAGCUCAGCCUCAGCGACUGCCGCCUGGUGGGGGACUUUGGGCUGCGCGAGGUGGCCCGCCUGGAGGGCUGCCUGCGCUACCUGAGCGUGGCGCACUGCGGCCGCAUCACCGACGUGGGGGUGCGUUACGUGGCGCGCUACUGCCCGCGGCUCCGCUACCUGAACGCGCGGGGCUGCGAGGGGCUCACGGACCACGGGCUGGGGCACCUGGCGAGGAGCUGCCCCAAGCUGCGCUCCCUGGACGUGGGCAAGUGCCCGCUGGUGUCGGACAGCGGGCUGGAGCAGCUGGCGAUGUACUGCCAGGGUCUGAGGAGGCUGAGUCUGAGGGCGUGCGAGAGCGUGACGGGACGAGGGCUGCGCGCGCUGGCUGCCAACUGCUGCGAGCUGCAGCUGCUCAACGUGCAGGACUGCGAGGUGUCGCCGGACGCGCUGCGCUUCGUCCGACGACACUGCAGACGUUGUGUCAUCGAGCACACAAACCCUGGCUUUUUCUGAAAGAGGUGAAAAGAUGGGGGGGGGGGGCGGUGUUUGAUUCGGGCUCUGACAAGUGGAUGUUGCAACAUUCCUGCUCUGGGGUUUCACGCAUGAGAGGAGCAAAGUUGUGGAAGCUGGUGUGCAAUAUUUGCCUUUUUGUUCAUUCUUUAUUUGCAUGGUUGUUGAUAAUGCUGUCCUUUGAGUACAUUUAUAUGGAAUGUAUUUAACAUAUUUAUCUGUAAAAAAAAAAAGGGAAACAACUUUUCCAAUGUAUUGCUUGUGUUUUGCAUCCGUUUGUGACGUAUUGUUACAGUAUGCUACAGCAAUGAGCACUGGGUACAGAGAAGCAGGUGAUACCCUUCUUAUUUUACUUUUAUGUUUUUUGUCCUAUAUCACAACAACUUUCAAAACAGACUACCAUCUACAGUUAUAUCAUAUUUAUUAUAAGCAGCAAAUUGUUUCCAACUAAACCACUAAGAAUGUAGCCCCCAGCAGGAAGCGUGCCUGGUAACCUUAAGGUCUUGCCUGACCCUUUUCAGUCUUAAUAAGUGCUUUUGGGGGUUUUAUAAUGUGUACAUUAUGCACUUUAACAGAUGCAAAAAGACUAUCACUAACAAUGAGCUUGAUGUGUCUGACUGAUUUGUUGUGCAAUGUACAGUAUAUAGACUCAACCAAGCUUCUCCUACCAAAGACCUGAAAAGAACAGAGUGGAUGUUGUUUAAGUGACCAGGAACACAUUGCUGCUACAAUUACUCUAAUAAAUGCCUUCGUAAUGAACUUA
Osmerus eperlanus (European smelt) is the source of this 2613-nucleotide messenger RNA. RefSeq names its product F-box/LRR-repeat protein 7. Gene Ontology annotation, molecular function: protein binding. The coding region runs from base 384 to 1853 and encodes 489 amino acids. The record is from RefSeq and is a predicted model, not a curated record. Gene Ontology annotation, cellular component: SCF ubiquitin ligase complex. NCBI's taxonomy places the organism in Eukaryota, Metazoa, Chordata, Actinopteri, Osmeriformes, Osmeridae. Gene Ontology annotation, biological process: SCF-dependent proteasomal ubiquitin-dependent protein catabolic process. The transcript has 4 exons.